AUGUCUUUAUUAACAUCUGUUAUUGACAAAUUCGCUUUAUCAUGUACUAAAGACAACGAAAUCGGUGAGCAAAAUCAAGAGCUGUACGAUCUUGUGUUCGAUUACUUUAUCUCAUCCGAUGUUGUCGAACAGUUUACUCAUGCGCUUCGUCAACUUGAUACAACAUCGCCGCUAAAUGAGAGUUCUCAAUGGCUAUUGAUCACUGGUUUUAAUGCAGCGAUGGACAUUGGAUAUUAUGAUAAUAAACAUCGUGACACGUUCUGUGAGUUUUGGUUACCAAAGUAUGAAGUCUUAUUGCAGGAAUUCAUCGAGAGUUUAUCAUUGCAUGUAAUUAAAUAUAUUUUAUCGAGUUUGAUUCAAAUUCAAAUAACGAUCGAGAAUUUAGCAGAGAAUUUUAUGAGACAAGAACUGGAAUUUUGUAAUUUGAAACAGAAUAACGAGUACUUAGCCAUCAUUCAAACGGCUCUGCCGCUGGUAAUCAAGGAGAAUUUCCUUCAAAAUUUACACGCUGAUGAUUAUUCGCAAAUCGAUCUCCGGUGGGAUGCGGAUGUCGAACAAAUGACAUCAUCAUUUAUAUCUUGGUUGAUAUUCAAGAUUCUGCUAAUGUUCACCAAUACAGAUGGGGAUUGUUUCACAAUGGUCAAACACAAUUUAGUUAUCAAAAACAUCCUCCUACGAGCAGCUCAGCUAAUCGAUGAUCAACAUCCAGUGAAACUUGCUCUUCGUGUUAUUAUUGUUUCGAUAAUUAAUGAAAGCGAAAUACAAAAUACAAAAGAAACUAUUAAUAUACUAAUUGAGAAUAUUAAAAAGAUCAAUUAUUUAAAUGGAAAUAGGUCUUCGUUUAGCAACAAUGGAGUCUACGAUAUUGAGCUAUUGAUUGGUCUGAAGGGUAUGUCGAGGUUUCGUCUUCUAAUCUUAAGUAUCGAGCGUAUUUUUUUCGUAGGCUUUUUACAAUACAAUCAAGUGCAGAGUGUCUUUUUAGAAAAGGAAAAUUUGGAUUUAUUGAUUGUAUUAGUCGAACCGUUAUUUUCAUCGGUGGAAACUGAAAUCGAAGGAAAUGAAAAGAUCGAUAAUGAUUUAACACCGAGUAAAGAGUCUACUUUGAAUGCAACUCAACUUUCAAAUGAAGCGACACCAAACGACGAAGCUGAACUCAAUAGUUUAUUGAAAGAUAUGGCAUUGAUCGCUCUAGAAUGUCUUCAUCUAAUGUUAUUCAAUCAAGAAGCAAAGACAAUAAUCAAAGAUCAGACUGCAUUCGUAUCAUUUAUUCGUGAAAUAGAAGCCUAUGGAAGAGUUAGAAAGGCCAUCGACGGUUUCCUCUGGAAGUUAGAUGAAGAAGAUGAAACUCAAAAUGAGGAAGAAAACAAUCGAUUUGAUUUAAUGAUUAGUUAUGAUGAGGAUCACGAUAGUUCAUUGGUGAAAAAUUUAUAUAAUUAUCUAGCGGAGCAUUGUGAUUAUCGGAUUUCGUUCGACGAACAAUCAAUGCCGAGUUCAAGAUGUCAGGCCAUUGUUGACUGUCAAUGUGUUCUUCUAUGUGUGUCUGAAACAUACAAAAGCGAUCCGAACUGUCGAAUGGAAGUUGAACAUGCACGAAGUCGAAACAAACGAUUGAUUCCUUUCGUUCUUAAGCAGACUGUAUUUGAUGGUUGGCUGGGAUCGAUUUGUACUAAUUCACAUCGUAUAGAUUCAGUCGAACAUGACUUUGACAAAUCUGUUCGCUUGUUGAUAGACGAAAUUCAACAAGAAAGAUUAGUAGAAUUUUUAUCUCAAUCGAAAUCUCAACUUGAACAAAUAAACGUUUCAUCGGAUACAGAUUACAAAACAAUUAGUUCAAUGGAAUUAUGGACGAAUCAACAUGUACAACAUUUUCUCUACGACAAUAAACUAGAUGUAAUGGUUUUAUUAACCGAACAAAUGAAUGGUGAAGAUCUGCGUCAAUUAUUUGAUAGAUGUCAAAUAGAUGAUGACUAUUGGGCGGGGUUCGAUCGAUUAAAUCAAGAAUUAGAGAAACGAUUCCGACAGGUGUUGCCCAUCUCAGUUUAUAUAAGGUUUUUAAAUCGAAUACGAAAAUAUAUUACUGUUUCAAUGUUUUGA
Messenger RNA from Adineta ricciae, 2094 nucleotides. The record is from the annotation of a GenBank genome assembly. Lineage: Eukaryota; Metazoa; Rotifera; Eurotatoria; Adinetida; Adinetidae.